Messenger RNA from Amphibalanus amphitrite, 1361 nucleotides. RefSeq lists its product as uncharacterized. Bases 181 to 822 code for a protein of 213 amino acids. Gene Ontology annotation, cellular component: cytosol. Gene Ontology annotation, biological process: regulation of lipid biosynthetic process. The record is from RefSeq and is a predicted model, not a curated record. Lineage: Eukaryota; Metazoa; Arthropoda; Thecostraca; Balanomorpha; Balanidae. The transcript has 3 exons.
UGCCCACACCGGGCCGACCGGCCGGUACGCCCCGCCCCAGGCGAGCCCAGCGCAUAAAACCGCCCGGCGCCGCGCCGAAGCCAGCAGACCUAGUGCGGACAGCGAGAGAGCGGUGUCGAGCCGAACCACGACAGAGCUAAAGUGUGAGCGAGGUGUCGCAGUGACUAGCGGAAGGUGCGAAUGCAGCAGCAUAUCAUGCAGCGAUUCUAUUCUGCGGGAGAGAAGACGAGCGGACGGAGUGGUGAUAGGAAGAAGCUGAAACGCCAGUCGAUCAACUCAGUCGACAUGGACAUGUCGGACAUUUCGGCCAACUCUGUGCUCUGCGGAAUGCAGCAGUUCGACCGUGCAGUACAAAACAUGGAGGAGACCAUCUUGGUGCCUUCCAGGCUGAUGGACAUGAGCGUGCGUGACGAAUCCGGCGACAAGCCGGCGCGCCAGCAGGUGCCGUCGCUGCUGCAGUCCUCGGACGCCUAUGACGUGUUCCGGCUGCUCAAGACCGUGCGCAGCACGGUGCGUCGCGGCGGCUGCGGCCUCGACGACCAGGAGCCGGAGCCGGAGAGCAAGCCGCUGCAGCGCAUGCCGUCGAUGAUGAGUAGCCAGUCGCUGAGCUCGCUGUCCUCGGAGAGCAGCUCCGGAGGCGCCGCCGCAGACGACUCGGGGCACGAGAGUGAAGACGCGUGCGGCGCCGAGGAGCCGUGCGAGGCGGUGCGCGCGCGAUUCGAGGCGCACCUGAGCGGGCUGAGCCAGUGCCUGGCGCAGAUGACCGAGGCUGCCACGUUCCUCUCCAGUCGUUACGAGCAGCAGCUCGACUCGGGCUUCUGAGCGGCGCGUCGCGCUGAGGGGUGGGGGUGUACGCCACUGGAUUCUGUUUACGCGGGCGGGGAGUGCUCGCAUCAAGGCGGUCAUGACAGUUCUCUGUUGUUCUGGACGCCCGGUCGCCGCCGCCGCCGCCUCCUCCACGGGGCGGGGGCGGGGGCGGCCGCGGCGUCCACCCCACUGUGAUAGUGCCAGUGCGACACUGGCGCACCGGAUCAUCAUACAAUCGUACAUGUCCUGUGUGUUUAGGGGGCGUCCGGCGCCGUCCUAUGAUUGUGCACAAAGCGUCUGACGCCCUCGCUAGGUCGCCAAUGGCCUCGGGCGGCGCGCCGCCGGGGCUUCUUGCCCGAUAUGAAUAACUGUUUUACCAAAGUGUCCGAACGUGAGACGGCGUCGCAACGCCAAGAUGAACGAUGCGUCACGCCUGUAUGGGAUAGCUGAUUGGUGGUAUAUUUUGUAGCGCGGUAAGGUGGACCCGUAUAUUGAUUAUUGACCAUAUUUAUUGGUAGAUGCGAUGAGUUUGAUAAUAAACCGUUGUAUGCAAA